Molecule: messenger RNA, 4840 nt
Organism: Trachemys scripta elegans
Lineage: Eukaryota; Metazoa; Chordata; Testudines; Emydidae
Gene: DMTN
Product: dematin actin binding protein
Exons: 15
Coding region: 693-2009 (438 amino acids)
Biological process (GO): actin filament bundle assembly; lamellipodium assembly; cytoskeleton organization
Cellular component (GO): plasma membrane; actin cytoskeleton
Molecular function (GO): actin filament binding
Source: RefSeq, a predicted model, not a curated record
UGAGCCAGCAGCAGAGGUGGGGAGCUGCACACACACACACACACACGCUCUGACUGGCUCUCUAAAUCCACAUUGCUAUCACCACUGGAUCCUUUGCAGGCACUGCCUCUGGGGCUGGGAGAUACACACACACACACACACACACACAGAGGACUGUCAUGCUGUCAGAUACACGCCAACAGCACAGCAGCUGAACCCAGCAAGGGCAGCCGGCUGAGGAUUUGCUGUGCUACUUCCAAGCAAGAGGCAGAAGGAGGGGAAGGAGAGGCGUUUUGCAGCGAGAAAGGGCAGGGGAGCAGUUAUCUGGGCUCCUGGGGCUUGUUGUUGUUAUCGUUCUCGGCUUGUUUUUCGGGCUGGGAAACCAUGCAGGAUUCCUGGAAGAGGCUUCUAUAGCCCCAGCUGGGUGAGUCGAGAGGUCUGCCGUGCGAUCUCAUUGAGCUCGUACUUGACCCUGCCAUGGCUCGGCAGGCGUGAGGGGCGGGAGGGCACAUUCCAGGCAGAUGCUGUUCCACUCUGGUGCCAGUGCCCAGGACUAACCCAACCUGCAGCAAGCGAGUGUGCAGAACCGGCAGGGACUGGAGUUCAGCUGAGGGAGCAUCUGACCCACAGCCCAGCCUAGGAGCCCAAAGGGAUGUGGAAACACAGAAUCACUGGACUCUGUGGAUGACCCAGCCCUUCCCGCAGGCGACGGAAUGGAAAGGUUACAGAAGCAAUCUUUGACCUCCCCUGGGAGCGUCUGUUCCUCCCGCGGGUCCAGCGUCCCAGGAUCGCCCUCCAGCAUUGUGGCCAGAAUGGACAAUGAGGUUCUGGGCUACAAGGACCUGGCGGCCAUUCCCAAGGACAAGGCGAUCCUGGACAUCGAGCGCCCUGACUUAAUGAUCUAUGAGCCCCAUUUCACCUACUCCCUCAUGGAGCACGUGGACUUGCCGAGGAGCCGAGAGCGGUCCCUGUCCCCCAAAUCCAUCUCUCCUCCUCCUUCUCCAGAAGUCAUCCGGGACGGGAUGGAAAACAAGUCCCUCGGAAGUGCCUCCCAGGCAGCUAGUCGCCGGACCAGCAGCACAGCCUGGAGCGGAAUGCACCACUUCCACCGACCUGAUACCAACACCAUGGAUCUGAACAUAUACAAGAAGCCACCAAUCUACAAGCAGAGAGAGCCCUCAAUGGGAGCCCCACAGAGCAAGCACAUGAUAGAAGACCAGAUCAUUGAGUGCUCCAAGUUCCCAGCAGCCCAGGCCCCGGACCCCAACCAGCCAGCCAAGAUCGAGACAGAUUAUUGGCCCUGCCCUCCCUCCCUGGCAGUCGUAGAGAAGGAGUGGAGGCAGCGGAUGGCCUCCAAGAAAGGCAUGGAAGAAGAAGAGGAUCUCACAGAGGAAAUGACUAACCUGCGUGAACUACAGAAACAGGAGCUGAGUAAGGUCACCUCAAACCUCGGGAAGCUGAUCCUGAAGGAGGAGAUGGAGAAAUCUCUCCCCAUCCGGAGGAAAACCCGCUCGCUCCCAGACCGGACGCCCUUCCACACCAGUGCGUGGGGCCAGGCAGUGACCCAGACAUGCCCUCCUCUCCUCUUCCCCCUCUCUGAUGCUGAGACCCUCCCCCCAGGCAUUUCCUGGCAUUCACGGGAGCAGCAUCCAUUUUACCUGCAAGCUGAAGCCCAUCACCCUGGUGUUUGUUCCUUUGUGGGAGGUGGUGGGGAUUCCUGCGUGGGAAGCCCUGUGUGCCCACCCAAGACUGACUGGGGGUUUUGCUGUCUGCAGAAUGGCCAGCGGGGGAGGAUGGACAGAGGGAACUCCCUGCCCAGCAUGCUGGAGCAGAAGAUUUACCCCUAUGAGGUGCUGAAGGUGACGUACAGGGGUCGUGUGAAACUGCUUCCGGGAGUGGACAGAACAAGGCUAGAGAGGCACCUGUCCCCAGAGGAUUUCCUGCGUGUCUUCAAGAUGUCCCUGGAGGAGUUCAGCAAGCUGGCCCUGUGGAAGCGGAACGAGCUGAAGAAGAAAGCUUUACUGUUCUGAGCCGUGUGCCCAGCCUGAGCCAACCCUAGCCGUGAUCUCAGUUAGUGUCAAACACAAUCUCGCAUCACAGCUGCUUUAGGGCUACUGAGCCAGUUUUAACACCUGCCUCCCUUCCCCGAAGCCCCUCAGGCACGUUGAUCCCUCAUUCCCAGUUUUGCCUCUCCCUAGGGGAUAUCGGAGAGCCUCUCCCUGCCCAAACCUUCCCCCUCACAGGCCCGGGGCGGGGGCUGCUGGCAACGCUGGUGGGCUGUUCAGUCUGGGUCAAACCUCUUUUAAUGGAGCCAGGGGAGGGAGAAUUGAACAAGUGGAGGGAGGAGCAAGCAGACCCUAGUCAGCCAAGGUCCCCGGGCUGGGUGAUGUGUAGGGGCUUCUUGGGGGCAGGGCAUCAGUGUCUCUCUUUGCCUGUUGGGGUCGCGGCUGGUUCAGCCAGGAUGGGAGCCAUAGCUCCUGGAGGGGACUCUGGCAGGGCCCCUGGCUGGACAGAACAGGGACACACCAUACUGUUCGGUUGCUGGACGCAUGUUGGUUUAGGUGUAAGGGAAGUCAGGGCUGCUUCUACCUUGCUGCUGGGCCCUGACUGGCUCCCCCGCUUCAGGACCCUGCUCCCAGCCUUACUGCUCCUCUCGGGGCCAGCUUCCCACCCUGUCAACACUGGGUAGGGCACAUGUAUAUAUCUGAAUAGCUGUAACUCUGACGUGGGCCACAGGGGCUGCUGGGUGUCGCCGUGGCUGCGUUUCUGAGUGGCCGGUCACUAAUGGGGUUGCCAUUUGCCUAGAGUAGGCUCCAAAGAGCCAUGAUCUUCAUUAGCAGCCACUCCCCAUGGACCCACCUGCAGGCGGGGUCCCAUCCUCAUAAUCAAACGCCCUUCGUUGGAGCUGGGAGGGGGCACAAGAAGCUCUCGCUGGAGAAAACUGGAGAAUCAGAACCAACCCUUCUGAGGUCAUCUCUGUCUCACUCUCGCUCGCUCCUGGCCUCCCCCUCCUCUCCCCACUCCCACCAUCCCUCCCCCUAAAUUCAAUCCCUAGGUGGACAUGACUGAGCACCUCCCAAGUUCUCAACCCAAGGGCCCAGGCUCUCAAACCACAGAACUCCCCAUUAAGGCUACAGCCCCCACUCCUUGCAGCUGCCUCUGGGGGAGGGUUGCUCUUAGCUCGAUUGUUUCAUGCCUCAGUAGUUGAUGAUUUUGCUCCUGCCCCUUUGUGGAGCCUCAGUCAAAGCCCAGCGGCCGCCCCGCCAAGCCCAAGGCCUUUCCCCAGGUUUGGCAGAGGAGUUUGCCUGAGCAGUGAGAGACUCAGGGCUUGAGGCUGGAGGGGAGCCUAGAGGCAGCUCAUCACGUUCUCUCCAGCCUGGCAUGCGAUCUCUGGCAGCCAUCUCACUCUGUCCUCCUCAGGCCUCCCGGCUAUGAUUUCCCUCUCCACGUGUACCCCGUGGGGUGCAAUUAGGGUGACCAGACAGCAAGUGUGAAAAAUCGGGACAGGGGUGGGGGGUAAUAGAAGCCUAUACAAGAAAAAGACCCAAAAAUCGGGACUGUCCCUAUAAAAUCGGGACAUCUGGUCACCCUAGGUGCAAUAACCCUCUGCUGUGGAAACCACACCAUCAGUACACUGCCACAAACUGCAGGCUGUCCCCUGCUGACACGCCAGGUGAGGUCCGAUUUUGGCUUCCCAGACGCAGUGUGUAACCAACCAGGGCUCAGACAAGCCAGCUCUCGCUAUGCCCAAGGAUGGAACUUCAUCAGGCAGUGACAGUAUUUUAGAGCCGGUGCGGGUGAGGGGAUGCCUGUGUCAAUGCUAGGUGAAGGAGCAGAGAGGAUGUCAAGGCAGAGGGCUCUGUGCAGCUGCCUCAGUAGCUAGGAAGCCAGGCCCUGUGCAGUGACCAGCAGAGACUGAUGUGGUGCCGAUCCCUUGUGGACCUCGGCCUCAUCACCAGGCCCUGGAGUUUGGAAAUAAUCACCCAAGAUUGCUCUGCAUCCUGCACACAACCCCGCCCAAGCCCCGUUCCCCGCAUGCUUCAGAGCUGCCUACAAGGAGCAGUGUGUCCUGGAAAGGGCAGGAAACUUACCAGUAUCCUGGGGGGUUGUUCCACGCUAUGCUUCUUGUUUGCCAGAGGACAAGCUCGGCUUCCAGCCCAUCUGCACUCCCCACCUCAGAGCCAACUCUGAGAUCUCUCAACCAAGCAAAGAGUAAACAGCCGGGAGACUCCCCCUUCCUGAUAGGGUAUUGAUCAAAGGGGAUCCAAUGAGCCUAUGUUUGGAUCAGCUGGCCUGUCUCGGGCAGACCCUUACCCAGCAGAGCAGGAGCAUUAUAGAGAGGUGAGCCACGCUUUUCUCUGAAAUGUCAGCUGUUGGCAGGAUAUUGGCCUGGCAGCCCACUCCCGCACAUGGACGUCUGUGGGAGCUCCAUAUGUGGGGCACGUGCAGGACAGUCUAGUGGUCUGAUCACCCAUCCCAUCUGGGCUAAUAGCACCUUACAUGCCUCCAGGAACAAACCCAAGGAGCUAACAAUUUCCUUUGCUUUGGGGUAUUUUUAAAAGUCAAAAUAACCAGCGGUCGAAUAGGGGAACUGGCCCCCCAUUAGCCAAACGAUUUCCUGGUCUGCUGCUCCUUUCAGUCCCCCUCCUGGGUCCUUUUUCUACUGUGCACCACAUCUGCUCCACAGCGCUGGCCUGAGAGCGCUUUCCCUUUUCAACCACUGCCCCACCACUACACUCUGUCGGGAUGUAAAGAAUGUAAUUUAUUGGGAAAUCCCUGGCCCAUACUUGCCUUUCACUGCUACUUAUAUGACAUAUCUAUAAAUAUAUAUAUAUAAAUAUGGAUUUUUUUCUGAUUUGAA